AAAAUCAUUCACCAAACCACAGAAAGCAAGAGGUUAAGAUCAAGCGUUCACAUUCCUAACUCUGUAGGUGUCGGUCUGUAAUGUGGUAAACUAGCAGAUACUUCCUGAUCUAAGAACGCUGUGGGCCCCUUGAAAGGCUACUGGAGGUUCUACGUGGGUCUAAACACAAGAGAAACAUGACAGCCCUGCAGCACCUUCCCUCCCUGAAGCGUGUGGCGGUAUGUGGGGGCACACAUGGGAAUGAGAUGUCUGGAGUGUACCUGGUCAAGCACUGGUUGCGCAACCCCUCCGAGCUGCAGCGGGGAACCUUCUGUGCCACCCCCUUCCUAGGCAACCCACAGGCGGUUGAGCAGUGUGUCCGCUACAUUGGAACAGACCUGAAUCGUGCAUUCGCAGCUGAUAUGCUCAACUCUAAGGACUCAGACUCCUAUGAAUGUCAGCGUGCUCAGGAGGUCAACCAGGCCUUUGGACCCAAGGGUUCAUUAGAUGCCUAUGACUUCAUGAUCGACCUACACAACACCACUGCCAACAUGGGCUGCUGCCUCAUACUGCCUUCUGAGCAGAGCCUAUUGUCCCUGCACAUGUGCAAUUACAUUCAGAAGCAGUCCAAAAGGAGCCACUGCCCUAUCUUGCUCCAUCAGCAACCAGGACAGGAAAUAAAUACCGUUGCUUCUGUGGCCAAAGCUGGGCUGGGGAUAGAAAUGGGCCCACAACCCCAGGGAGUGGCACGAGCUGAGAUACUUGCUGAAAUGAGAUCCACUGUGGCCUAUGCUCUGGACUUCAUAGAGCUGUUUAACAAAGGUACUUUGUUCCCUUCCUUUGAAAGUGAAGCAUACAAGGUAACUGGACGUGUAGACUUCCCUCGUGAUCCCACUGGUGAGAUUUCUGCUGUGGUGCACCCAAAACUGCAGGAUAAAGAUUUCCAGCCCCUGCAGCCUGGGCACCCCAUUUUCCAGACUCUCGAUGGGGAGGAUAUUCAAUAUGAGGGCGAUAACACCACCUACCCAGCUUUCAUCAACGAGGCAGCCUACUAUGAGAAGAAAGCAGCUUUUUUCAAGACAGAGAAAAAGACAUUUUCCCAACCUGCACUGCAGAAGAAGUUUUGAAUAAGCCACAAUAUCACAGAGAGCAAAUUUAAAUCCAUAAGCUUCUGUUGAAUGACCUACUUAGUAUCCCUAUGCGAUCAAUCACUUGAUCAGUCACUCAAUCAAGUUAAUCAGCCCACAGUUUAUUGCUGAAGGUAGCUUUUAUCUAAUGUUGAUGCCAUGUGAUCCUUAAUUCUUGUAAGCAGCAUUAGUUUUCAGAGCUUUCAGCCAAGGAACUUGCACUGGGCUGGUCUGCAGGAUAGUUUUGAGGUUUGCUUUUUGAUGCCCGUUGAGUGCCUUUGAGAAAGUGAUGGUAUUCCAGUAGUGUGAAGGUAAACUGCACAGAUCUAGAUUUGCAUUCUGCAAUCUGACCAUGUUUUUAGUACAGCCUCUCCCCAAAUAGCUCCCUACCAGGGCUAUCGGGAAAGAUAAGAUUAUAAUCUUUUGUGGUGUGUGUGUGAGAGAGAGGG
Anolis sagrei ordinatus is the source of this 1555-nucleotide messenger RNA. It is a transcript of the gene ACY3, whose product is annotated as aminoacylase 3. Gene Ontology annotation, cellular component: cytosol. NCBI's taxonomy places the organism in Eukaryota, Metazoa, Chordata, Lepidosauria, Squamata, Anolidae. The record is from RefSeq and is a predicted model, not a curated record. Gene Ontology annotation, molecular function: hydrolase activity, acting on ester bonds; aminoacylase activity.